Messenger RNA from Frankliniella occidentalis (western flower thrips), 2439 nucleotides. RefSeq names its product PIN2/TERF1-interacting telomerase inhibitor 1. NCBI's taxonomy places the organism in Eukaryota, Metazoa, Arthropoda, Insecta, Thysanoptera, Thripidae. Gene Ontology annotation, biological process: regulation of ribosome biogenesis. The transcript has 4 exons. Bases 139 to 2316 code for a protein of 725 amino acids. Gene Ontology annotation, molecular function: telomerase inhibitor activity; nucleic acid binding. The record is from RefSeq and is a predicted model, not a curated record. Gene Ontology annotation, cellular component: nucleolus.
UUGUUGUUCAGCGAGCAUCAUCCAUCCGUCUAUCUUUAUUGUCAGCACACCAUACUGUGCACGACGCUAUGUCCAUGUGACAACAAGUUUUGGACUGAAAAACAUUGCUUGUGGUGAUUGUCCCUCAAAUUCGCAACCAUGGCUAUGUUAGCAGAGAAAAGGACGAAGACAAGAUAUUACUUACACAACAAGGCUCUCAACCCCCGAGGAAAUGCGUGGUGUGAAGAUUCAAGCAAAUUUGGUCAACGAAUGCUCGAGAAAAUGGGCUGGGCUGAAGGUAAAGGAUUAGGUGCAAAAGAAGACGGCUCCACUGACCCAGUUACAGUUUCAUAUAAGUGGGACAAUAAAGGCAUGGGCUUCAAAGGUGCUGAUGGGGACGAGGCAGUGGCCCAACAAAAAGAUUUUGAUGCUCUUUUAGCUACGCUUUCGCAGGAUUCUUCUCCUGAUAAGAAAUCUAGAGCCAUUCCUGACAAAUCCCCUAAAUCUCUUGAAUUAAUGUCUCAAAAAUCACGUGCAAGAGUCCACUAUCACAAGUUCACUAGGGGGAAAGAUCUUUCAAGAGCUAGUAGCAAAGAUUUGGCAAGCAUAUUAGGAAUGGCUACUGAAGUUCAAACAUCAACUCCAGCUUCUACUGGGCCUGUUGUUACACCUGACGUUGGACCUCCUAUUGAGCAAAAUCUUGUUACAACAUUUGGAAUUACCACCAUUGCUCGAGGCAAUAUCAAUGAGUACUUUAAACAAAAGUUUGAAGAACGAAAAAGAAAAAUGGCAGGUUUAGAAACUGAAGAUUGUUCCAAAAAAAUCUGUAUUCCUGAUGAAACUACCAAUGGAGUAGUCACUGAGACAAAUGAGCCUAUCAAUGACAAUAUUAAUCCUGACAAUACCAUUAGAAAGAAGAAGAAAAAGAAGAAAAACAAAAAUGAUGAUGAAAGUGUGAUUGAAUGCGAUUCCUCAACUGUGUUGAAUGAUACUCUUCUAGAUGCAGGUGAUUUGUCUACUUCCAAAAGUAGGAGGAAGAGUGUAACGUGGGGUGAUGUAGAGGUUUCUUUUGUAUCAAAGUACAUUAAAGAGAUGGUGGACACAUCCAGUGAUUCUGUAUGUGGUGAGUCUGACACCCUAGUUACAGCAGAAGCAGAAGAUACAUCCAGCACUGUUGGCAAGAAAAAGAAAAAGAAGGACAAGAAGAAAAGCAAAGAUGAAUUUGCUUAUGAAUCGAUAGAGCCAAACAGUGAGGUCAGCGAGGUGGUUGCAGAGGAAUCAAACUCACCUGGCAAGAAAAAGAAAAAGAAGAAGAGGAACAAAGAAUCAUCACUGUGCACUGAUGAGAGAAUCAACUAUGAGUCUCAGGAGGAUUCAGGUGCGGAGCUAAUCAAUGGUUUAGGAGGAACAGAAAGAGAAGACCCUCCUAUCAAGAAAAAGAAGAAAAAGACUACUGAUAAACAGGAGGAAAACAGAAAGGUUGUAGACAGUUCUGAGAGUCUUGAAGCAGCAAUCACUACUGACACGUCACUUAAAAAACAGAAAAAAAAGAAGCUGAAAAUGUUGUCUGAGGAUAUACAUGUUUUCCCUGAAAGCAAUGAUCAAUCUGAGUGUGAUAAUGAUAAUGCACUGGUUUCAACUAAAAAGAUGAAAAAUAAAUCUAGACAAAUUGACUACGUAGAUGAUACAGCCUCUGAUAAAAUUGUUGAUAACAAAAACAAGAAGAGGAAAAGAAGGGAGUGUGAUGAAUCAAUUUUAGAUAAUUCAGUUGAUGGAAACCCUCAACCUGAAGAAUACUUACAGGCCAAGAAAAAGAAGAAAAGGAAGAAGGAAAUACUUGAAAGUGACAGCUGUCCAGAAAUUCCAUUAUCGGGUCAGAAUGGUAAUGACAAUGUUUCUUCCGAAGUACCUACUGAUACAAAUAGCAACAACAAGGUAAAGAAAAAAAAGAGCAAGAAUUCAAUAGUUGACUCAGAAAUUGCCCUAGGUGACAGUGAAACUGUUCCUAAUGUUACAGAGCAACCAGCUCUCUCUGCACUAACACAAGAAAGAAUGGCCAAGUGGAAGGACCGCAGAAAAACUAAGGAUGGAAGAAAUCCCUCUGGAGAGAUGGUCUCUGAUAGUUGCAAAAUUGAGAUGCCUAAGACAGCUAAAAUAGAAUAUAAUCCUAAUCAACCAACACAGGAUUACAAUCACCGUAAAGUCCUAUCUGCCCUGGGUUAUAAUGUGAAAGGAGCUAUUGACAAGACAAUCACUGUAAGAAUGCCUGAAUCAAAUUUCUCUGGCUCCAAUCUUGAUGCCAUUCCAGGAUAUGGACAGACAAUUAAAACUUGUUAGUCUAAAAAUGGAGAUCUCUAAUUUUCUUAUGAUUAAUUUAAAGCGUCAAUGCUGUUGUAUGACAGACAGUUUGAUCAAGAAUGUGAUAAAAAUUUCAAUGAAAUAAAUUUUCAUUCAACUAUA